This is a messenger RNA of Phytophthora infestans T30-4, 1782 nucleotides long. RefSeq lists its product as uncharacterized. The record is from RefSeq and is a predicted model, not a curated record. NCBI's taxonomy places the organism in Eukaryota, Oomycota, Peronosporomycetes, Peronosporales, Peronosporaceae. The transcript is spliced from 5 exons. Bases 1 to 1782 code for a protein of 593 amino acids.
AUGUACUUGUACAUCAUCAAAUGCAUGUACAUGUACGUGUAUGUGUACGUGUACGUGUACGUGUACGUGUACGCGUACAUCACAGUGGCUGGAGCCAAGUUGGCAACGUGGCCUCACGCGAGUUGGUGUCCGUCGGGCGAUUUUCUCUCCGAUCUCCUUCAUGAGCCUUGGGGCUUGGAGGCGCAUCGUCUUGCCGCUUUCAGCUCUAAACCGAUGCUGUUCUCGCUAAUGCUGUGGGCGUUCUGCGCGCAGAUAAGUGAUGCAGCGAUCACUUCAGCGUCUGUGACUCCAACGUCUCUGAAUGCUGGCGUCACGGGAUUGAUGAACGUGGCUUUCACGACAGGAGCUACCAUCCCUGUCGGCGGAACGAUCGUCGUGACAUUCCCCUCCACGUUCUACGUGGACUCCGCGUCGACACUGUCUUACCCUGCGGGCAUCGAUGCGACUAGUGCGAUUGCAGCGUCUUCCGCUUCUGGCGUGGUGACUAUCACGAUUACAACGACCAGUGCUGCAGCUGGAGCCAUCUCCUUCAGACUUGGCGGCAUUUCGAAUCCAGGCUUAGGCGCGUCGUCCAGCUACUCGAUCCGCACUGAAAAUGUUGGCGGCAUUACCCUGGAGUCAGCGACAGUACCAGGUUCUACAUUCAGCUCAUGGACAAUGUCUAAUGCUGCAACGGUGGUCGCUGCUUCAUUGCUUGCUGGUAGAACAACAUCCUACACGGUCACUUUGACGACUGAUGUAAUGUUACGUAUUGAUAGCGUCAUUGCGCUGAAAAUUCCUCUCCUCAGCGACAGCGUCAUUGUCUAUAGUAGCGCCAAUCUUGCAGGCUUGUCAGGCCUCGACUCAGCCUCGACGGUACUACGAGUGUCACCACCAUACAUUCUUCUCAAAAUUGCUGGCCAAGACGUCGCUGCAGGGCAAACGGUCUCGAUUACUUACGGUAAUAUCAUCAAUGCGGCAGCACAAGCCACACUUGCACCGCCGUUUUACGUUGACACACGGCACCCAAAUGGAGCCAUUUUCCAAGUCAGUUCUGACACGUUCCUAGUGCCCUUCACAAGCACAACACUUACAUCAGCGACGAUAACUCCUGUAUCCUAUUGGGCUGGCGUUACGACGGACUACAAUGUGGUGUUUGCCAACUUGGCCUACGUGCCGUCAGGAAGUCGAGUGGACGUUACAUUCCCGUCCCGUUUUGACAUUAGCGGCGCUACUCUGAGCCACAUCACCAAUUUGCCUAGUGUGAAUACUGCUUUCUCUCUGACGAGUUCGACUAAAGCCAGAGUUACGCUGGGAAACACUGCAGUAUUACCUGGAAGUGGACGCGGAUUUAAGCUGCAAAACAUCAUAAAUCCUGGUUCUUCGUGUGACCAAUUUAUUGUGGAGUAUUGCACCUCUACAUGGGAGUCAUACACAGUGACCAUCACAGAUAGUGGUGGGAAUGUAUUUGAAGAGUUAACGACAGUUGCAGGUGCACCAAUUGUUAAGAAGCCGCUUCUGCAUGGCCGUGUUCGUCCGUUGCUCAAGACUCCCAACACACUUACAAUUGCGACUGUGACGCUCGACACUGUGACGACAAUCCCUCUUGGAGGUUAUAUUGAAGCUGUAUUUCCUGCUGACUACAGCGUUGGGGCUGGUGGUGAAGGGUGCACGUACGUGAAUGACUGCAGUGGACAUGGCACGUGUACGCUUCUCUCGAAGAUCUGCAUUUGUAAUACUGGCUGGGGAGCACCUACGGACGUUGCCGAUUACAAGUCACCCGACUGUUCUACUCGUGUGUAA